This is a messenger RNA of Meloidogyne enterolobii, 758 nucleotides long. The record is from the annotation of a GenBank genome assembly. NCBI's taxonomy places the organism in Eukaryota, Metazoa, Nematoda, Chromadorea, Rhabditida, Meloidogynidae.
UUGUCCCUUUCACCCUCUGUUUAUUUUUUGCGUAAUUUUUUUUGGGGAAGUAGAUUUAUUUUUAUUUUUGGGCAGUAUAUUCAUAUUUUUGGGGCAGUAGAUAUAUUUUUUGGGGCUGUAGCUUUAUUUUAUUUUUUGGGCAGUAGAUUUAUUUUUAUAUUUUGGGCAGUAGAUUUAUUUUAUUUUUGGGGCAGUAGAUUAAUUUUUCUUUUCUUUCAUCUAUCUCUAUUCCUCUUAUUUAUCUUUUUCUUCUUCAUCUUUUUUUCUUCCUCUUUUUCAUCUUCCUCUCUUUCUUCAUCUUCCCCUCUAUUACCUCUUUUUUGCGAGUUUGAAUAAAUAUUUUUCGAUAAUUUGGGUUUAAUAAUUAAAUAUUAAUAUAUUUUAACAAUUAUGCCUUCUAAAAAUUAUUUAAAGCGCAAAAAAGAUCAAAAACGCCGUUCGGCGGACUCUAACCCAAACUGCUCUCUUCAGAGCACUGAUCAGGAUGUCCAACCAGAGCAUUCUGAUCAGAAUUCUUAUCUGGGAAACCAAAACUGCUCUCUUCAGAGCAAUAUAUCUUUCAACCCGACUCAGGGUGGUGAUUCUUCUUUUAUUUCUUCUCUUCCUUCUUCUUCUCAUCAUCAUUCUCUUCACUUUAAUUUUGAAAAUGUUAAUAUUUGUGAUCCAUCUGAUGACCCGGGUCCCCCUCAUACACCAACAACUCCCUUAACCCCUUUUUCCCUUACAUCCGAGGCCGAUGCGCCAAGGAAACAGAUGAA